CAGAGAGAGGGGGAGGGAAGCAGCAGUGUGCAGAGAGAGAGAGCUAGAGGCUCCGGGAGUGAUUGCAGAGAGAUUGAUGGUCUUUCCCCUGAUCAAUAAAACCACAUCCCUCUGUCUCUCUCUCUCUCUCUCUGUGUGUGUGUCAGAAUGUGAUUGAGAGCGUCCUCACAGACUGACCUCUGUCUUUAUAAAGAGGCCCAUGUGAAAAUCAGGAGAGAGAGAGGGAGCUCUGAGGAGGGAGGCAAUCCGGGGGAAGUGAACCCUGGGCUGGACAGAAUCGAGAUCCUCCGGGAAUGAGGAAGCCAAGAUUACUGCAAUGGUGCACACUGAGUGUCCUGUGGAUGUCUGUGGUGAUUCUCAUGGCGAUCGGACUGGCGAUCCAGACAUUAGGCAUCACAGAUAAAAAAAGGAUGGCCUCGGAUCAGCGGGAGCAGUCUCGGAGUUUGACGAUGACCCCCCGCAGUGACGGAGGGACUCCGCAGAAAUCCUGCCAGCCCAAGACGCACGUGAUGUUCCUGAAGACCCACAAGACGGCCAGCAGUACCAUCCUGAACAUCCUGUACCGCUUCGGGGAGGCGAGAAACUUAAUGUUUGCCCUGCCCAACUCCUACCAGUUUGGCUACCCCUUCCUGUUCAGUACAAGGAAGAUCAAAUACUACAGUCCAGCCAAGUUGCAGGAGUAUCACAUCAUCUGCAACCACAUGAGGUUCUUCAGGCCGCAGGUUGAGAAAGUGAUGGCAAAGGGGACCUUGUACUUCUCGAUCUUGCGGAGCCCGGUGACCCUGGCCGAAUCGUCCUUCACCUACUACAAGGGGACCAGCUCGGCCUUCAAGAAGGUGGAGUCGCUGGAGCAGUUCCUCAGCGACCCAUGGAGGUAUUACUCUGCCCGGGAGCGGGGCAACCAGUACGCCCGCAACCUGAUGUGGUUCGAUUUCGGCUUCGACCCCAACGCCAACGACACGGCCGACUACGUGGAGCUGGUCCUCAAGGAGAUCGGGGCUACCUUCCACCUCAUCCUGCUCUCCGAGUACUUCGACGAGUCCAUGAUCCUGCUGAAGGAUGCCCUGUGCUGGGAGUUCGACGACGUCGUCUCCUUCAAGCUGAACUUCCGCAGCAACGUUACGGUGAGGCGGCUGUCAGAGGACGCAACCCGACGGGUGAAGGCCUGGAACGCGUUGGAUUGGAAGCUUUACCUCCACUUCAACCGCACCUUCUGGCAGAAGGUGGAGGACUACGGCCUACAGAGGAUGAGGAGCGACGUCCUGAUCCUGAGGGAGAAGCGCAGGAGGCUGAUGGACCUGUGUCUCCAGGGAAGCAAGCCGGUGGACGCCAGCCAAAUCGAGGACAAGAACAUCAAACCCUUCCAGUAUGGCCGGGCCCAGAUCAUGGGCUAUAACCUGAACCCGAAUCUGGAUAACAGCACCAGGGAGAAAUGUUUACGGAUGGUCAUGCCUGAGCUCCAGUACAAGGAUCUUCUCGAUGCCAAACUGUUCCCGUUGACUCCCACUGUCAAAAGCCUACAGACGCCACAGAAACAUUUCUGAGGAGGGCGGCAGAGAGGCAUGUGUGGCUCCCUUUUGCCCAAGGGAAACAUCUUGCCUGGUUGUUGGCACCAGGCCCAAGAGAAAUCUCCCUAAAUGCCGCCACUCCUCCUCGCUGCCAAUCCCACAAUGCCUCCCCGGGGAGGGCGGCCAUGUCAAUUCCCGGCCUUCGUCCUGAUCUAACGCUUCAUUCUUCAGGGUUACCACGGUGGGGGGGUGGGU
Messenger RNA from Chiloscyllium plagiosum (whitespotted bambooshark), 1763 nucleotides. The record is from RefSeq and is a predicted model, not a curated record. Lineage: Eukaryota; Metazoa; Chordata; Chondrichthyes; Orectolobiformes; Hemiscylliidae.